UGAAUUUCGGAGGCGCUCCAUAUAAUGCUCCGACUACUGACCUUGCGUUCCUUGCCUAAGAGGCUUGUUACGAAUAUCAGGAAUUAUAACCCUGAUGCAAGUUAUAAAAAUGAACACGGGUCAUCGUACUACCUUAUCCCAGAGAUACCUAGUGAGUCCUAUCUAUCAAAAUCCAUUCUGGAACCGCUGAACAUUUCGAAUUUAGAAGACCUAAAACCUGAUAAAGUUUUCGGUGGAGUUUCAAGACUUAUUAUGAACUAUCAAGUUUCAUUAUCAAAGCUGUCAGAUAGCAUCCAAAAAGGAGAAAUUUCAAAAAACGACAUCACUAUAAUAUCUUCGCUUGAACAAGCAUCUUUCCCAGUUGAACAAGCAUUUCGCAACCUAAAUUGCUUGACCACCGUAAAAAAUGAUCAUAUUUGGAACCUGAUAGUAUCACGUCUAUAUCAAAAGUUCAAAGCGGCCAGGCGUGAAUAUUUUCAUCGUGAUUCAACCAUAUGUGAAGCUCUUUUGACUCUUAGACAAUCGUCCUCAAAGUUGGAUGAGUAUGAGAAAGGUUUAUUAGAUGUAUGGAUAUAUGAUUGUUGGUUGAUGGGCACUGGUUUAUUAGUUGCCGGUAAUAAAUAUGGCAAAAUCAUUUCAUUUUCUGAAUUAAACGAACUCAUUCAAGGCAUUAACAAUAGUCAAACUACUUCACAGAUUACUUCACCAAAUGCUCGUAAAUCUUUAUCAGUAAUACAUGAUAAUUAUGCUGAUGUAGAGAAAGAAGAAUGUCAAUUUCAAACAAUGGUUGCAUCUAGUGCUGCUAUCUCAUUACCUCAAUAUUAUAGUUCAAAAUAUACUGGUCGUCCAAAUAUACCGUCGAAUUUAGAAAUACUCACAGGUGCCACCGAUAUUAAAGUUGCUGAAUCCGACUUGGCUCCAUCGGCACCUUAUUGGCUACCAGCAGUUUUAGGUGGUAAAGAAGAUGGAGGACAUAUAGCUGGAAUGCAUGUCAGUUUAGUUUCAAACGCUUUAGUCAGUGAAUUCUUAAAACAUUGUAGUAAUAAUGAAUUACGCAAAACUGUAUGGGAAUAUUGGGUAAGACGUGCAAGUGGUUAUUAUUUUGGUCCAUCUACUGGUUUAUAUGCAUCGAAUGAUCAACGUAUCAAUGAUAUUCGUCGUUUACGUAAAAAUCUUGCAAAAUAUCUUAAUUGUAAAGAUUGGUUAUCGGUUUUAUGGAGUUCACCUUAUUCACAUACACCUUCAUCACCUGAUCAAUUAGUGAAUGAUGUUUUGGAACCAUUUAGAAUUAGUUUAAAACAAAUUGGUGAAUGUGAUUUGAAAAUGCUGAAAGAAUGGGCUAAUGUAAAUUUACAUUUAUAUGGUAAAACAUUAGAACCAUGGGAUGUUGAUUAUGCAUUGGAACAAUAUAAUUAUGCUGUAAAUUAUAAACAUUUUGAAAAUAUUAUCAUUCCACCAGACGGUUCAUUAAUUAAUUAUCUACAUACGGUAUUUAGUGAAUUAGCAAAUCUAUUUCAUUUUAAAUUAACACCACAAAUACCAAGAUCAACAAGCAAAGAUGACACGGAUAAUGAUGUUGAUUGUUAUGUUGUUGAAAAGUUAGUUUAUCAUGUGGAAGAUUUAACUGAUGGGACGGUAUUUGGUGAAAUAAUUAUUGAUCCUUUUGCUAGAAGUAACCGUACAGUUCCUGUUGGUGGUAACUUAUUUGUUCCUGUUGUUACACGAAAUAAUUUAUCCAAUAAUGAUAUUCGUGUACAUUCUGGAUUUUCUAACUAUCCUGUAGCUUAUAUUCUAGGUAGUUUAAAUCAAUCUACAGAAACACUGGGAAUUUCUUUCAAUGUUUUAUUAUCAUAUAUGAGUGUAUUUGGAACAUGUCUUCAAUAUAUCACAUGUCGUGUACCACAUCAUGAAUUGUAUAGUUCACCACAUUAUAUUGCAUUAGAUACACGUCAUAUUAUGUCAGAUUUAUGUUAUACAAUUGGAUGUAAUUAUGCUAUUCCAUGUUUAAAAAAUUAUUUCACAAAUAAACAACUACAACAACAACAACAUCAAUCUAGUUUUCAACCAUCUGCUAUUGGCUUGAAAACACCAUCGAAACCAAUUACAUCAUUAUAUUUUCUACAAGAUCUUUAUGAAUCACGAUUUGAUUUAGCUAUAUGGUCAAAAAGUUAUUCUGAAGCAAAAUGGUCAACAAUACAAAAAAAUCUAUGGAAAUUACAUAUGCCUUAUCCGUUACAUUCACAUGAUUAUUUACCUUGUUCUUAUACACAUAUAUUUGGACCAAAUUCAGAAGCUGGUUUAAUUUAUCAUAGAAUAUGGCGUAAAGUUUUAUUAGAUGAUAUUCUUUUGUCAUUCAAAGAAGUUGGUUGGUUAUCGUCAUCAUCAUCGGAUAAAACAGAUUGUGAGAAGGUGUCCGAAGUAUUUAAACGUUUUCGAGAUACAUAUUUAACUUAUGGAAGUGCAAUCCCACCAGCUGAAUUAUUCCGUCGUUUUCGUGGAAGAGAUAUUGACCCUCAAAUAUGUUUAAAAAAGAUGGAGCGUCUAGUGGAAUUUCCAGAAUUAUCUUUACCAUCAGAAAAUGUUGCACCUCUACUUGUCCGUUCAUAAUUUUUCACAAAUUACAGUUUCUUCUAUAAAUGGUCAUGUACACAGUUACUUAGUAAUCACAGUUCUUCAAUCCUGUAAUAUCAUUCAUUUAUUUGUAUUCAAUAACAAAUACUUUAUGCUUAGCACUUGUACAUUACAAUAUAUUCUCUUAGUCGACUGU
Messenger RNA from Schistosoma turkestanicum, 2767 nucleotides. Lineage: Eukaryota; Metazoa; Platyhelminthes; Trematoda; Strigeidida; Schistosomatidae. The record is from the annotation of a GenBank genome assembly.